AUGUCUGAUUAAAAGAAAAUAAAAAAACCUAAUUUAUCAUCCAUCACACAGACAGAAAAACCAUCAAUAAUUAAAUAGUAGAAAUCUCCAAAACAUUAUAAAAUGUCUUUUGAUCCAGAAAAAUAUGUUGAAAAAGAAGAUUAUUUGAAGAUGGAAAAAAAAUAUAAUGAUUUAGUUUAAAAAGUACAAGCAUUAUUUUUAGAAAUCAAUAAUAGAUAUUAUGUAAAUAUAUAAUCAUAAAUUAGGAUUUUAAUGACAUAAAUGAAAAAUUGAAUAGAAAAUCAAAUGAAUUUGGAUAUACAAGAUUGGAUCCUCAUCGUUUAAUUGAGCUAAUGAAAGAAAUGCUUGCCACUUAUAUUAAGUAUUAUAAAUCAGUGAUAAUAAUGAUAGGGGUAUCAUUUAGACAGAAGAAGAGGUUCAAUCAUAUAAGUUAUGCAAUGAUGAUGAAUAAUAAGAUUAUAUUUGGUUGUUACAUAAGAGUGAGAUGGAUAUGAGAAAAAUGAUAAGAGAAAAUUAAUAAUUGAAAUUAUUGAUCUAAAAUUUGGAAAUUAAAAUUAGUAAUAAUGAAAAAUAAAUUGAAUUACUUACUACUUAUACAUAAAAAGCAAUGGAAGAAAUGAAAAGUGAAUUUACUUUUGCAAUUGAUUUACUUUCUGAAAGAGAAAGUAGUCUUAACAUUCUUAAAGAUGAGAUUAAAAGAUAAACUGAACUUAUUACUUCAUAAAAAUAAUAAUUGAUAUCUGUUUAAGUUUUAGAACAUAAAAUGGGACAUUUAGCUGAUAAGUAAAAUAAAGAGAAAUAAAAAAUAAAAUAAGAAUAUGAUCACACUGUUAAGUAGAAGGAACAAUAUCUAAAAUAAUCUUUUGAAUUAGACUAAAGAGCUAAAGAAAAAAGAAUUUAAUAAUUAGAAUCAGAAGUAAAAUAGCUUUAAAUUGAAAAAAAUAUAAUUGAAAGAGAUUUAGCAUAAAAGAUUGAGUUUUCGUAAAAAAAAAUAGAUAACUAAAACAAUUAAUUAGCUGAAAAGAUUUCUCAAAUAUCUGAUCUUUAAAAGAAGCUUAUAGAUGUUCAUCAUAGUAAUUAUUUACAAGAUAAAGCUAAUCAUUAAUCUACUAAAUAUUAAGUUUGA
This is a messenger RNA of Paramecium sonneborni, 1126 nucleotides long. The record is from the annotation of a GenBank genome assembly. NCBI's taxonomy places the organism in Eukaryota, Ciliophora, Oligohymenophorea, Peniculida, Parameciidae.